AUGCAGACUGACCUUAGCACGUCGGUCGGCAGUUGGAGUUUUGCGGACCGAUGUGUUUCUCUGCUGCUCUGCAAGUUCUGCCAACAGGUGCUUAGUUCACGGGGCAUGAAAGCUGUGCUUCUGGCUGAUACAGAGACCGACCUCUAUUCCACAGACAUGCCUCCCACCAGUACAGUUGACUUCAUUGGAAACUGCUAUUAUACAGAAAUGUGCAGUUGUAAACUGAUGAAUGUUGCUUGUUUGAAAUGUGGUAAUGUUGUAGGCUACCAUGUGAUUGCUCCAUGCAAACCUUGCUUGUUCUCAUGCAACAAUGGACACUUCUGGAUGUUUCACAGUAAAGCCGUUUUUGGAAUUGACAGAUUUGAUUCAUCUGGUACAGAUUUCUUGCUCUGGGGCAACUUACCAGAUUUACAUGAAAGCACUGAUGAAGAUGUAUCCAGCACCUCUGAGGAGGAAUAUAUCAGAUAA
Messenger RNA from Thamnophis sirtalis, 468 nucleotides. RefSeq names its product regulator of UNG2 and MKLN1 interacting yippee protein 1 (gene RUMY1). The record is from RefSeq and is a predicted model, not a curated record. NCBI's taxonomy places the organism in Eukaryota, Metazoa, Chordata, Lepidosauria, Squamata, Natricidae. Gene Ontology annotation, cellular component: cytosol.